UAGAAUUGGCUUUGGACUUAGAAUCAUUAAAAUUAAGAAUAGAUCAUUUGACUCUAGACUUGGAAUCGUUAGAAUUAAGGCUAGAUCAUUUGGAUAAGUAUUGGCAAAUUGGCUCUGGACUUGAAAAUUGA
This is a messenger RNA of Dentiscutata heterogama, 131 nucleotides long. The record is from the annotation of a GenBank genome assembly. Lineage: Eukaryota; Fungi; Glomeromycota; Glomeromycetes; Diversisporales; Gigasporaceae.